This is a messenger RNA of Bradysia coprophila, 34716 nucleotides long. RefSeq lists its product as uncharacterized. NCBI's taxonomy places the organism in Eukaryota, Metazoa, Arthropoda, Insecta, Diptera, Sciaridae. Gene Ontology annotation, molecular function: protein kinase activity; ATP binding; protein binding. The record is from RefSeq and is a predicted model, not a curated record. Gene Ontology annotation, biological process: protein phosphorylation.
CUGGAUGUUAAGACGUGAAUACUAGUCGCUCAGUGCUACGACGUGAUACUAUUUAUAGAAAAUCAGAACUUAUUUUCAUUGGAUUUUUCUUUUCUUAAGAAAAACUUGAACAAAUCUAUCGAAUUGAAGUGAAAUUAUUUGGAAAAAGGUGAAAUUUUUCGGUGGAAAAGGUGUGUUGUCGAUCUCGACUGAAGAAAAUUGAAAAAGUACUUUCGGUGAUAUCCGUGAUGCAGUGAUGAUAAAUUAGUUUCGACCAUUUUGACUAAAUAAUUUUUGUGCGAACCACAUCGCUGAGUAGUCAGCUCUACAAGAUUAUCCCGAAAAAUGAGCACCGAUUCCAGCAAAUUAUUCGAGGAUGUCUUUCGAUUCAAUGAAGAUUCAAGUUCAGUUGUUCGUCAUGCACUCGGUGAAUCCGCCGUGAUUCUGGUAAAAUUCAAUUCACCUGAAAAGCUCAAGCCGAUUGAAUUUACUUGGACUUGCAACGAUCGACCACUCGACAAUCCCAAACAUUUCCGCAUCACCGAAACUAACAAUUCAGUUCAAUUGGCCAUUGACCAUGUUCAACGAGAUGAUGCAGGUGUUUAUACACUAUAUGCUCGUACUAAAACUGGUGAAACAGCACGUCGUGACAUUGAAUUGAUCGUUGAAGAUCGAUCAAGUGGUGAAGAUCCACCAAUAUUUUUACGUCGUUUAAGCGAUUUGUCAGUAAAGGUAGGCACCAGAACCAGACUCUUGGUGGAAAUUCGAAGUUCAACUGAUGUGAAGACAACAUGGUAUCGUAACGAUCGUCGCAUAUGUGAAAAUGAUCGAAUUCGUAGUGUAAAUGAGGGAAACUUCCAUUGCAUUGAAAUAGCUCCCGUUACGUUAGAGGAUGGCGGUAGCUGGAUGGUUCAAGCGGAAAAUUUGGGUGGGCGUAACUCUUGCUUGGCAUUGAUCAGUGUGCUUGUACCCAAAGCAUAUAAAGGACCAGAGUUCAUUGAAGCACUUCGGGCUGUUCUAACUGAACAAGGGACUGUUUCACUUGAAUGCAAAGUCAUUGGUGUACCGACUCCAAGCCUGCGAUGGUUCAAGGACUCCAAAGAAAUUAAGGCUGGAGAUGUUUUUGCUUUAACUGCCAAUCCAGAUGAUCCAACAUCACUCGGUACAUACACAUGUGAGGCCGUUAAUUGCAUGGGAAAAGUUUACUCCAGUUCGAAAGUCCAUGUCGUUGGCAGAGGAAGUCGUGAAGGGUCAUUGAAACCAGCUGACAAUCUUUUGCACAGUUCACCGCCUCCGAUAUUUACAAACGAACUGAAAGACAUAUCGAUACGAAUUGGCGAAACGAUAAUGCAUGGAUGUCAAGUGGUUGUCCCGCCAUGGCCCAAGUCUGUGAAUUGGUACAAUAAAGAGGGUCGCAUCGAUCAUAAUGAAAAAUAUCGCUUGGUUGAAGAUGGACUUGGUGCGUACAUGCUCGAAAUAAAACCGUCGGAAUUUUGUGACGAGGGUGAAUGGAAAUGUGUCGUCACGAGCAAUGAAGGUAGCGUGGGAAUAUCAACAUGUUUCGUCGCAAUGGAUAUCCCGAAAAACUAUCGGAAACCACGAUUUAUGGAGAGUUUAAAAGCUGUCUUAACGGAUGAAGGCCUGGUAUCCUUCGAAUGUAAAGUCGUCGGCUUCCCAACACCAGUCUUACGAUGGGAAAAAGAUGGUGAAGAAUUACGUCCAGGUGACAUCUAUCAGCUCACUGGAACUAAUUCCCUGGGCACUUACUGUUGCAUUGCUAAGAAUUGUAUGGGUGAAACCAGCAGCACUGCAUUGCUAACAUUGGAAGACAUACAAAAUCAAUUGAGUGACGAAGAGAGACUUAUGCUGACUAAACUGAAUCAGCCACCAAAGUUUAUACACGGACUGAAGAGCCAGGAAGCGAAAAUCAACGAAGAAUUUAAGUUUUCGGUUUUAGUCACUGCCACAACAACUGACCCACCAGUUAUAUCAUGGUAUCGGGAUGAGUUACCCAUCGAAUCGUCGGACCGUUAUGUAAUUGUUCGUGAAAGUGCUGGAAGUUGUCAACUAGAAAUUCGUCGUGUAGAGUUUGUUGAUCAAGCCGAAUGGAAAUGUGUGGCUAUCAAUGAUUUCGGUAGCAGUGUUACCUCCUCGUUUCUCAAACUGCAGAUUCCGAAGCAUUACAAAAAACCUAGAUUUUUGGAGUGCCUUAGAGCAGUAAUGACUGACGAAGGAAUUGUGAAUUUGGAAUGCAAAGUUAUAGGAGUACCUCAGCCAGUCUUGAAAUGGUUCAAAGACGGUGUUCCACUGCUUCCGGGUGAUAUUCACCGAAUUAUAUCUGGUCAAGAUGGCACUUGCUGCUUAGGAACAUACACAUGCGAGGCAAGAAAUUGUAUGGGCGUUGUAGCCAGUUCAGCAUCGCUCCUUGGAUUCGAUAAUGCUCCAAUAAAAGCUCCGCCACAAGAGCUGGAUAUACAGCGAAAUCUCUCGUUAUCAACCAUUAACGAAGAGCGAACUUCGCAAAUGUAUGACACUCCCGCUGGAGAUAUAACAAUUGACGAAAAAGGGGACGUUUCAUUUUCAUUUGACGGAAAAGAGGUUUCCGUUUCAUUGUACGAAACUCCUGAUUUGACCGAAGAGGAAGCAAUGCAGAUUGUAGAAAUGUAUGCUGACCAAAUUUCGGAACAUGUUACUGAACACAACAUUGUUGAAUUACCGCCAUUACGUUUUGUAAAAGAAACUCAACAGUCCGGCAAUCUAUUAAUGGAAGCCGUUGUUAUUGACGUUGAUCCUGAUUAUUUCACACAUGUCGAAGAUUUACGAACGGAAGCAGACAUGGACGAUAUUUCAAUAAUGGAAGUGAGUUUACACGGAUUAAGUUCUUUGAGAGAGGAUUCUACUGCAUUAGGAAAGCAAGCAGAAGAAUACGUUCAGCGAACGUUUAGUUCAAUGGAAGAGUCCCUGAAAAUGAAACGGCGAACUGAUUCACUUGAUCAAGAUGAAUAUUUCAGCAUGUCCCAUUCUAAGCAUUCACGUGGUGAUUCACGUGACGCUGAUGACACCGAAAGCGAUCUUCAAACAUUCGCUAGUGCCAGUGCAAGCGCUCACAUCUCGAAUAAAAUUGAAAAUGAAGGUUUUGCCUCUGUGCGAUCAAAGGAAUUACAAAAGGCUAUACAAGACACAGAAAAAUUGCUUGCCAAGGAAGCGAAUUUCGAAUUCGAUGAUUUGACAGAGAGGCAGCCUAGGAAACGGAACGCGUCCGAUACUGAAGGAUCAAAGUCCAGAGAGGAAGAAGCCAUUCUGCGAGAUAUAUCAGGUGAAGAAGGUGACGGACUUAAGUUGAAACAACUACCUAGCAACGACAUCAUCACAGAUCCGGUUGCCAUUCAACAAAAUUUGUCAGCUUUGAUUCCGUUGGCAAUUAGUAUGAAGGUUAUUCACAAACUUUUCGAUGCAGUCGAAGAGGAAGUCGUUAUGCAGUCGGCAUUGAUGAUGUCACCGGCAUCAGCAGGAGGAAGUUUGAAGAUUAUCCGAAAUCUCUGUGAACCAUUAAAUAAUUUCCAGCGAAAAUUAAACGUCUAUUCUGGUCUGACGUCUCUGGAAAAUCUAUUCUCAUCUUUACUAGAAAACCUGAAAGACUUUCAUCAAGGACUAUCUCUUGUUGAGAAAUGUGUGUCAAUGGACGAACAAGGACACACCAUGGUACAGCGUACCAGUGUUUGUGUAAUCGAUAGUGCCGGUGAUCCGAUUUUGAAAGCGCUGAAUGAAGUCCAACAAAUCGUUUCGACUUUCAAAACAGGUCGCCUUCGAAGUGAAUUGGAACUUAUAGUCGACGAUAUGAAAUCGGCUAUUCAAAUUACACAAGACACAAUUAAAUCUCAGUCGCUAAUGCAAGAAGCGUCCGAAUUGGAAGCAGCUCAGCAUUUCACAGACACAAUUGAACGUUUACAGGAUACUGUUCAAGAGACCAUGCCAUUUGAACAAGUUAGUAACGCUGCUUUGCCACCGGAAGCAAAUCCACUGAAAAAUGUAUGCCGCCCUGUAGUGAAAAUUCAGCAAGCUUUAGAGAGUAUUGAACAUGACCUAUCAUUGGAAGAGAACGAAGAUCAACUAUUCUCCAAAGUUCACGAAACCGUUUUGGAGAAGUUGUCACAACCGAUUAAAGAGCUUCAAUCAGAGAUUUGUAAAAUUGAAAAAUCAAUAGACACCACGGUCAAGGACUCACUGGAAGAGAAAAUCAGUAUCGCCAUUUUAGACACAGUAUGUCCACCAAUGUAUGAACUGCAAAAAGGACUUCAUGUUUUAUCGCAACAAUCGGCAUCAAAUACUCGGUCAGGAAUGAUAAGUGUUAGUGUUAUCGAAUCGAUGGUGCCACCAUUGCAAGAAAUUCAAAAUGGUCUAGCUCGUAUCGGCCAAGAUGUUGAAAAUGGAUCACUAGGGCGAGAUUCACCCACAGAAAAUGCUGAUGCCAAUCGACUGCUGCAGUCAUUUGCACAAAGCGUACUCUAUUUUCAAAAUAAUAUUGAGGCACUAUCAGAUAGCUCGCCAUUGGAAUUGCGAUCCAGUAUGCUGACGCUCAAGAAUUAUUUAUCUAAAUUAAUUGAGGCCGUGGUUGAGUCGGGCAUGGGACGAUAUAAUAUGACCAUUGUCGAAAAUAUACGAAAGCCAAUCGAUGAUAUUAAUUAUUGUCUGAGACAAAUCGAAGAAAGAUCAGUGAGCGGAUCAAUGAAAGAUUUAAUUGAACCAUUGACCGCGUUCAGGGAAAAAGCCAAACGGUGCGAAGAUAUUGUUACGUUAACUGGACGUGGAAAAGAUGAUCCGUGCUUAAAAGUCUUGAAAAACAUUCAGAAGACAAUUUGUAACAUCGAAAAAGAAAUCGAUAAAAACGAAGUCGUUAUGGAGCAGAAGAGAAAGCCUGUAAACGAAACUUUAGCAAUAUUAGAUGAACUACAGGAAUGUAUUGCUAGUAUUCGGGAACAAGGUCCCAUGGACCAAACCGUCACGUUAACAGAUCAAGAGGACAUCACAUUAUUGAAAUCCUUAGCAAAGCCAUUGGAAGAUAUUCAUAAAUGUUUGCUCGAAAUUAAAGAAGUCACCGCUUUCGACAGCAUCAAACAAUUAUCGGAUUCGGGUGAUCUAGACGCAUUGAAAAAAAUAGCUCAACCUCUGCAAGAUGUCGUUGAUUCACUAAAAGUGGUAACGCAAGAACAGCAGGUUAUUGAUCCUAUUCGAUCAAUGUCUUCGGUGGAGCCUAUGUCCGAAUUAAAAAGUAUUGCUCAGCCACUUCAGGAGUUGCACAAUUGCAUUGGAUUGAUUCAACACGAAACACAGACAGUGGAUGCAGUGAAUAGUCUCGAAUCAUUUGCACCAUCGUUGAAGGUAGCACGACCAUUGGCCGAAUUACAAAACUGUAUCGGUAAAAUUCUACAACAUAUUUGCGAACCGUUGGAAGAUAUGUCCACCAUGGACGAUAUAUCUGCCUUGAAAACAAGUGCAGAUGUAGCACCGGAAUUUGCAGACAACGUUGUAGAAAUCCAUGAACGCCUUGCCGUAGAAAACGUAUCUGGUAAUGUAGUACCAGAUUUCAUGAUUAAUAAAGCUAAAGCGAAUACCAUGAUUGAGGAAUUGAAAGAAUGUUUGGCUACUGUGCAAGAUCAGCUAGUCUACGAAAAUGUUGAGAAUAUUCCAUCGAAAAGGGAGGCGAUUGCAGCUGUUACAAAACCCAUUCAGGAAUUGGAAAAAUGUUUAGCAUCGAUUCAGCAACAAGAUAUAGAAGACGCUGUCGAAUCAGUAUCAACUCAGACGAACUUGUCGUCGUUAAAGGUUUUGUUGGAACCGCUUCAGGUUCUCGAUAUGAAUAUUGCUAAGAUUCAAAGAGAACAAUGUUUGACUCAGCCUCAGACCCUACAACACCUUGCUGCAAAUGUAGCUGAUCUACAAGCCUUUAUUAGCGAACAGGCUGAAGAUAUAACAGAGAGUUGUGGUCACGUCACUGAAGCCUUUUCAAAUACAGCUGAAGACCUGCAGCGAUGUAUCGCAUCGAUAAAUCACCCGAAUGUCAUGGAAGCACUGGAGUCUCUAUCUUCGCAAACUGCACUAUCUGAUUUGAAAACUUUGAUCAAACCAAUUCAGGAACUUCAACGUUGUUUGGAAAUUCAUGAAAAUAUUUGCGUACAAGAAGCUAAAGAAUUAAGCUCAGAAGAAAAUCUAUCUUUGCUUAAAAUGAUAGCUAAUCCUCUACUGGAACUGAAACAAUCUAUUGCUUCAAUUGAAAUGCAAACGAAGUUAGAUGUUUUUGAAUUGCUGUCGGCUCAUGAAGGUACUAAGCAGACUGCAAGACCAGUUCUUGAACUGUUGAACUGUAUUAAUAACAUCAAUGUAGAAACACUGGAACAUUUGAGUGAUAUGUCGCAUGAAGACAUAUCUGCUCUUAAGACUUGGGCUUCUCUAAAAUCGGAGGCAAAAUAUUCAGUCAAUGAAUUCAACGUUAUUGAACCUGAGCCAACAAAAAUUUCGAGAGAAAAUCUGGCCGCAAGUCUUGAAAACUUGAAUAAGUGCAUGGAAACGUUACAACGACAACCAUCCAUCGAGACAAUCGAUGAAAAUAAUUUAGUAUUGGAAGCUGUCGCUCAACCUUUGGAACAAGUAAAGCAAGCUUUGUUGACGAUUCAAGAAGACGAGAACGUUAAUUUGGAACAAGUCUUGGAGAGUGUCACUGGACCGCUUCUCGUUCUCAAGGAAACUAUUCAACAUCUCCAGAACAAAUUAGAAAAUCAAGAACUUGCUGAGCCGUUCACCGAUUUGCAGGCUAGCCUUGAAACUACUUUGUACGAUAUCGCAGAAGCCUCACCAGCAAAUGUUCUUACUAGCUUGCUGCAGAGGCCAAAAACCGAGAUUCAAAUUUGUCUGAAAGCUAUUGAAGAAACUCCUGUCGUUCAUAACAUACGCAUAGACGUUUUGUCUCAACCAUUGUCAGGUCUUCAAGAUUCAAUUGAGCAGCUGCAGGAGUCAAUUGUCUCACAACCUAGAGAUGACAUUACGAGAAGCAAUCCUGAUCUUCAACGUUUCAUUUCUGCAACUCAACAAGUUGAAUCACAACUAUAUUUCAUCCGAACUGAUAUUGUAAAGCAGGAAUCUCCAUCUGCUGCAAAAAUUGGUGAAUGUAUUUUGAAUCUGAAGACGCAAAUCGCUGGAGUUGAAAAUAUUCUACAAGAAACCGAAACUGUUCAGCAAAUCAAUGUGGCCAAAGCGAUUCAAAUGCUAACCGUUCCUAUUCAAAAUAUGAGUGAACUGCUGAAUCAAAUAACAGUAGAACAGCCAGUGACAGUAAUGGAACCAGUAAAUCAUAUUAAGAUGAACAUUCAAGUUAUGAAAGAUUUAUCUAAAAGUUGUCCACUGAACUUCAACGUACUUAAACCUUUCGAGAAACUAGAGCAUGGAGUUCUCCUCAUUCAACAGUUGGUAGAAAACCGAAACGUUCAAGAGACACAAGAACUACUUAUAAAUGACAUCAAAGAGUCACUGACUGCUAUAAUUAAGCAGAUAGAUAGCGUUGAAAAUGCAAGUGAAAAUCUGACAAUGUCUUUAAUUGAUGUUAAAGAUCAGAUCGUACAGAUGGAACGUACUUUGAAUGCUUCAGAUCAGCAAAUAUCAGCAGAAGACGCAAAAAGUAUAGUUACAAACAUUGAAAAAUUGGCGCCAUUGAUUGAAAACAUCAGCAAAAAACUUCCUGCGGAAGAAAUUAUUAUUUCUUUCAAAGAACCGAGCAAGGCAAUCGAGAAUUUAAUUGGUACAGUUAAAUCGAAUAAUUUGAACGUCAUCGAAAAACCAUUAGUCGAACUUCAGACUGCAAUGGUCCAAUUACAAUCUUUGGUUCUGCAGGACCCAUUACAAGGUCUACCGAAAAGUAAGAAAGAAAUUAAAAAUCUAUCUCUUGCAUUAAAGGAAACAGUCAAAGUUCUGACUGCCAACUUGUCAUCUGACGAAACUAUAAAUUUAUUGGAUACGCUAACGAGAGUUCAAGAUAUUUGCAAGCAAAACGUGACUGUAGAUCCACUACAACUAACUAAAUUAAUAUCUCAAAUAUCUAAACCGCUGGAAAAUAUCAAUCAGCUUAUCAAAUCCUCAAAUACAAUUGAUGUUGAGAUGAAAGAAUGCCAGGAUGUUGUAGAUAUUAGCUCACAAGUGGAACAAAGUUCUGAAAAUGUCAAGAAUCAAGCAACUACGGAAAAUGUCAAGGAUCAAAAGACUACAGAAAAUGACAAGGAUCAAAUGACUACUGAUAGUGUCAAGGGUCAAUUGACUAUGGAAAAUGUUAAGGAGCAAAAGACUAUUACGGAUGACAAUCAGCAAGUCUCAGUUAUUUGUGGUGAAAGUGGCGAUCAACAACCUGCAACUGGUGAAAAUCAACAAAUUACUAUACCUUCAGUAGAUCCAAUAUUUUCAGAACAUGAUGACCCAAAGAACGUUGAACUAUUGAAACAAAAUUUGGAGAUUAAAGCUAAAGAGCUUUUUCGAAAAUCGGAAGAACGGGAAUUAACACCAGAAGAAAAGGACUCUCUCAUGACACUACUUGCAAAAAUAAAUUCUCUCAGUAAUGAGGUUUACGAAACAAUUAUGGAUGCGAAAAUAAUCAACGAAAGUACAGCCGACAUAAUUAUGCAAGUAAAAGAUGAUACCGAGACACAUGAAGAGUUAAAAAAAAACGUCAAUUUCGAAAAUGUUUCCGGCGAUACGCUCGAAAACAUUACUAAUCAAGACGAUAAAGAAAUUGAUGAAAAUGAGGAAAUAAUUGGCAAUAAGAAAAAUGUAAAAAUUUCCGGAGAGACUUCAAUUGGCAAAGAAGAGGUCAAAUUGGUAGCAAUAUUGGAUGCAGAAAUUGAAGAAAAUGAAAAUUUUACAGAGGAAGGAAGAGAUGGUCAGAUGAGAAUGAAAGUAAAUAUUGAAGAAUUGGAGGAAGUAGAAAGUCAAACAGUUGGUUUGACUGAGAAGUCCAAGAUUAAGGAAGAAGUCCAGCAGACUACGGAUCACGGUUCUGAAGAAAAAGGCGUCACAGACGAAAAAAUCGAACCGCAGAUCGCAUCGACAGAAUUCUUAGAAAAUAUUACGACCAACCUAGGAAACACUAAUGGCGUCAUUAAUAUUCUUGUACACAAGAUACAGGAGACACCUAGAAUAAACCUUGUUGAUCUAAGAGUUAUAACACAACCUUUAAUAGAUUUAGAAAAAUCUAUUAAUUCCUUGAGUCAGCAAAUAAGGACUGAACAAAGUAGUCAAACUAAUAGAAAUCAUCCUAUGAUCCAAAAAUUAGUAGAAUCGUUGCAAGGAAUAGAGUCACAACUGUACUUCAUUCAUAACGAUUUAGUGAAAAAUAAUACGCUGGAAGCAAAGUACCUUGCAAUAUGCGUGGCUGAUAUAAAAUUACAAUUAAGCAAUAUUCAAACAAAUGUACAGGACCACGAGAUUUCAGAGGUAGAAAAAGUUGCGGAGUUAAUCGCCGCGGUGACAGUACCAACAAACAGAAUAUUGGAAAUUAUUACCAACUUCUCCGCUGACUCAGCUUAUACAGAAUUGAAUCCUCAAAUUCAACAUGUGAAAUUGAAGCUUGAGGAAAUAAAGAAACUCUCGCUUGAUUACUCAGGUGCUGAUUCAUUGAUUGCUCCUGUUGAAGCAAUUAAAAAUGCAAUGCAACUUAUUCAAGAACUUGUAAUAGCUGAAAUUAUUCAGCCAGUUGAAGAAAAUCUGAAUUCAGAGCUAAAAGAAAUACUUCACAACACUCAAACACAGUUGAAUGAUGCGCUUGGAGGUUUCUCCGAAAAUGUAGCUAUACCAAUAAAGCAUUUGAUUGAUGAAAUAGCUAAAAUAAAUGAAGAAAUACCUUCAACUUCUCAACUUAAAAUCACUGAUUUCGUAAAAUCAGUUGCCACACAACGCACUGAAAUCGAGAACACUCUGAAUGAAAUAUGCAAAAAAUUACCCGCAGAGGCUGUUAUCACAACCCUCUCAGCGCCUUUAAGAAACAUAGAUAUCUUAUUGGAAACAGUAAAAGAUCACCACAUUGAAAAACUAAUUGAGCCCUUUGCUAACUUAAAGAAGACAAUAAAGCAAUACGAAAACAUUGUAGUUUCAGAGCCAUCAGAUCCGAUCUCGAAAAAUGCUCCUGAAAUUAAAGAACUUACUUCUGCAAUGAAGGAAACAAUAAAGUCGCUCACAUCAGUUUUCACUAAAGGUGAAUGCUCAGAACCGACACUAAAUUUGCUGGACAAAAUCGGUAAAAUCCAAACGUUCAUACAACAAAAUGUUUCAAUGAAUCCAUAUGAGCUUUCAAAAGUGAUAUCUUCAAUAGCUACACCUUUACAAGAGAUUAACGAAUUUGUGGAACAAUGUCAAUCUACAGAGGUUGUUUCGGAAUCAGUUGCAAAAGUAGAGCAAAUAAACGUUGUUGAGGAAGUUGAUGUUAAAGAUUCACCUACUGAUCCAAAGCAAGUCGAAGAGACAAAAGAAAUUACUGCUACUAAAGUUUCUGCAAUCAAGGACGAACUUGUACAAACAGAAACACUUCAAACUGAAAGCGUUAAAGAAGCUUUAGCUCAAUCCCAAGAUGUAAAAGAUUCACUUACUGAUACAGUGAAGGUAGAAGAGACGAAAGAUAUUACUGCGCUUGAAUAUUCGGCAAUCAAGGAAGACCUAGAAAAAACUGAAACACUUCAAACUCAAACCGUUGAAGAAGGUUUAGGUCAAGCCCAAGAUCCUAAGGAUUCACUUACCGAUACAGUGAAAGUAAAAGAAUUACAAGAAAUUGCUGCUCCUGAAGUUUCUGCAAUCACGGAAGACCUAGAGCAAACAGAAAUCCUUCAAACUCAAGCCGUUAAAGAAUUUAUGGCUCAAUCCCAAGAUGUUAAAGAUUUACCUACUGAUACAGUGAAAGUAGAAGAGACUAAAGAUAUGGCUGCUCCUGAAGUUUCUGCAAUCAACGAAGAACUAGAACAAACUGAAACACUUCAAACUCAAGCCGUUGUAGAAGAUUUGGAUCAAGCCCAAGAUGUUAAAGAUUCACCGACUGCUAUAGUAAAAGUAGAAGAGACUAAAGAUAUGGCUGUUCCUGAAGUGUCUGCAAUCCGGGAAGAGUUAGAACAAACCGAAACACUUCAAACACAAACUGUUGAAGAAGGUUUGGCUAAAGCACAAGUUGCUAAUGACUCACUUACCGAUACAGUGAAAGUAAAAGAGACACAAGAAAUUGUUGCUCCUGAAGUUUCUACAAUCACGGAAGACCUAGAACAAAUAGAAACACUUCAAACUCAAGCCGUUGAAGAAGUUACGGCUCAAACCCAAGAUAUCAAAGAUUUACCUACUGAUACAGUGAAAGUAGAAGAGACAAAAGAAAUUUCUGCUCCUGAAGUUUCUGCAAUCAAGGAAGACCUAGAACAAACAGAAACACUUCAAACUCAGGCCGUUAAAGAAUUUAUGGCUCAAUCCCAAGAUGUUAAAGAUUUACCUACUGAUACAGUGAAAGUAGAAGAGACUAAAGAUAUGGCUGCUCCUGAAGUUUCUGCAAUCAAGGAAGACCUAGAACAAACAGAAACACUUCAAACUCAAGCCGUUGAAGAAGUUAUAGCGCAAUCCCAAGACAUUAAAGAUUUACCUACUGAUAGAGUGAAAGUAGAAGAGACUAUUGAUAUGACUGUUCCUGAAGUGUCUGCAAUCAAGGAAGAGUUAGAACAAACCGAAACACUUCAAACACAAACUGUUGAAGAAGGUUUGGCUAAAGCACAAGUUGCUAAUGACUCACUUACCGAUACAGUGAAAGUAAAAGAGACACAAGAAAUUGUUGCUCCUGAAGUUUCUACAAUCACGGAAGACCUAGAACAAACAGAAACACUUCAAACUCAAGCCGUUGAAGAAGUUACGGCUCAAACCCAAGAUAUCAAAGAUUUACCAACUGAUACAGUGAAAGUAGAAGAGACAAAAGAAAUUUCUGCUCCUGAAGUUUCUGCAAUCAAGAAAGACCUAGAACAAAUAGAAACACUUCAAACUCAAGCCGUUGAAGAAGUUACGGCUCAAACCCAGGAUAUGAAAGAUUUACCUACUGAUACAGUCAAAGUAGAAGAGACAAAAGAAAUUUCUGCUCCUGAGGUUUCUGCAAUCAAUGAAGACCUAGAACAAACAGAAAAACUUCAAACUCAAGCCGUUGAAGAAGUUAUAGCGCAAUCCCAAGACGUUAAAGAUUUACCUACUGAUAAAGUGAAAGUAGAAGAGACUAAUGAUAUGACUGUUCCUGAAGUUUCUGCAAUCAAGGAAGAAUUACAACAAACCGAAACACUUCAAACUCCAACUGUUGAAGAAGGUUUGGCUCACGCACAAGAUGUUAAAGACUCACCUACUGAUACAGUGAAAGUAGAAGAGACGAAAAAUAUUGCUGCGCCUGAAGUUUCUGUAAUCACAGCAGACCUAGAGCAACCAGAAACACUUCAAGCUCAAGCCGUUGAAGAAGUUACCGCUGCAACUCAAGCCAUUAAAGAUUCACCUACUGAUACAGUGAAAGUAGAAGAGACCAAAGAUAUAGCGGCUCCUGAAGUUUCUGCAAUCAAGGAAGAAUUAGAACAAACCGAAACACUUCAACCUCAAAUUGUUGAAGAAGGUUUGGCUCAAGCACAAGAUGUUAAAGACUCACCUACUGAUACAGUAAAGGUAGAAGAGACGAAAGAUAUUGCUGCUCCUGAAGUUUCUGCAAUCAAGGAAGAAUUAGAACAAACCGAAACACUUCAAACUCAAACUGUUAAAGAAGGUUUGGCUCAAGCACAAGAUGUUAAAGACUCACCUAAUGCUAAAGUGAAAGUAGAAGACACUAAAGAUAUGGCUGCUCCAGAAGUUUCUGCAAUCAAGGAAGAAUUAGAACAAACCGAAACACUUCAAACUCAAACUGUUGAAGAAGGUUUGGCUCAAGCACUAGAUGCUAAUAAUUCACUUACCGAUACAGUGAAAGUAAAAGAGACACAAGAAAUUACUGCUCCUGAAGUUUCUUCAAUCACGGAAGACCUGGAGCAAACAGACACACUUCAAACUCCAACCGCCGAAGAUGCUUUGGCUCAAGCGCACGACGUUAAAGAUUUACCAACUGAUACAGUGAAAGUAGAAGAGACUAAAGAUAUGGCUGCUCCUGAAGUUUCUGCAAUCAAGGAAGAAUUAGAGCAAACCGAAACACUUCAACCUCAAAUUGUUGAAGAAGGUUUGGCUCAAGCACCAGAUGUUAAAGACUCACCUACUGAUACAGUAAAGGUAGAAGAGACGAAAGAUAUUGCUGCUCCUGAAGUUUCUGCAAUCAAGGAAGAAUUGGAACAAACCGAAACACUUCAAACUCAAACUGUUGAAGAAGGUUUGGCUCAAGCACAAGAUGUUAAAGACUCACCUACUGCUACAGUCAAAGUAGAAGAGACUAAAGAUAUGGCUGCUCCUGAAGUUUCUGCAAUUAAGGAAGAAUUAGAACGAAACGAAACACUUCAAACUCAUACUGUUGAAGAAGGUUUGGCUCAAGCACUUGAUGCUAAUAAUUCACUUACCGAUACAGUGAAAGUAAAAGAGACACAAGAAAUUGCUGCACCUGAAGUUUCUUCAAUCACGGAAGACCUGGAGCAAACAGACACAUUUCAAACUCCAACCGCCGAAGAUGCUUUGGCUCAAGCGCACGACGUCAAAGAUUUACCAACUGAUACAGUGAAAGUAGAAGAGACUAAAGAUAUGGCUGCUCCUGAAGUUUCUGCAAUCAAGGAAGAAUUAGAACAAACCGAAACACUUCAAACUCAAACUGUUGAAGAAGGUUUGGCUCAAGCACAAGAUGUUAAAGACUCACCUACUGAUACAGUAAAGGUCGAAGAGACUAAAGAUAUGGCUGCUCCUGAAGUUUCUGCAAUCAAGGAAGAAUUAGAACAAACCGAAACACUUCAAACUCAAACUGUUGAAGAAGGUUUGGCUCAAGCAGAAGAUAUUAAAGACUCACCUACUGCUUCAGUGAAAGUAGAAGAGUCGAAAGAUAUUGCUGCGUCUGAAGUUUCUGCAAUCACAGAAGACCUAGAGCAAACAGAAACACUUCAAGCUAAAGCAGUUGAAGAAGUUACGGCUCAAACCCAGUUCGCUAAAGAUUCACCUACUGAUACAGUGAAAGUAGAAGAGACAAAAGAAAUUGCUGCUCCUGAAAUUUCUGCAGUCAUGGAAGACCUAGAGCAAAUACAAACACUUCAAACUUCAAUCGCCGAAGAUGCGUUGACUCUAGUCCAAGAUGUUAAAGAUUUACUAACUGAUACAGUGAAAGUAAAAAAGACGAAAGGUAUGGCCGCUCCUGAAUUUUCUGCAAUCAACGAAGAACAUACCGAAACACUUCAAACUCAAGCAGUUGAAGAAGGUUUGGCUCAAGCCCAAGAUGUUAAAGAUUCACCUACUGACGCAGUGAAGGUAGAUGAGACGAAAGAUAUUGCAGCUCCUGAAAUUUCAGCAAUCAAAGAAGAACGAGAACAAACAGAAACACUUCAAACUCAAACCGUUGAAGAAGGUUUUGGUCGAGCCCAAGACGCUAAAGAUUCACUUACCGAUACAGUGGAAGUAAAAGAGACACAAGAAAUCGCUGCUCCUGAAGUUUCUGCAAUCAAGGAAGACCUAGAACAAACAGAAACACUUCAAACUCAAGCUGUUGAAGAAGUUACGGCUCAAAACCAAGAUGUUAAUGAUUUACCUACUGAUACAGUGAAAGUAGAAGAAACUAAAGAUAUUGGUGCUCCUGAAGUUUCUGCGAUCAAGGAAGACGUAGAACAAAUCGAAACACUUGAAAUUCAAACAGUUGAAGAAGGUUUGGCUCAAGCACAAGAUGUUCAAGAUUCACCUACUGACAGAGUGAAGGUAGACGAGACGAAAGAUAUUGCUGCUCCUGAAGUUUCUGUAAUCAAUGAAGAACUAGGGAAAACAGAAAUACUUCAGACUCCGACAGUAGAAGCAACCUUGCCUCAGUCACAAGAUGUUACUGAUAGUCCAGAUAGUUCAAUUAAAACAGUCAUAGUUCCAUCUGUGGCAGAAGUUGUUACUGAAACGCAAAAUAUUCGAGAAUCCACAGAUGAUAGAUCCACUUUAAUUCUUUCUGAUGAAGAAAGUAACUCAGUUCGACUGUUGGUGCAAAGUUCACUAAUUGAACUUAACUCAUGUUUACAUCUAAUUGAAAACGUUGCUGACAAGACAAUAAUUCCAUUCAAGUGUAAGGAUAUAGAAGCCUUGAAGUCUCUUGCUAAACCUCUAAAAAAGAUCACUAGUGCCAUUAGCGAGUUGCUUGGGAUAACAACAGUUUAUUCAUAUACAAAUGUUGAACCAUUCUCCUCUGAAUUGAGGGGUGCACUGCAAGAUAUUGAUGUUGUUCAAGAACAAGUUUCAAACGAAUAUCUUUUGGAAAACGUGUCGUUUGAAGUGUAUCAAAGUUUACUGCCCUUAGAUGAGCUGAAAAGGUUGGUUGAAAAUGUUAUGAAGUCAGCUGCUAAUACCGAAAUGAAAACAUUGCAACUCGCUAAAAAUAUUGAAGACUUAACAGAAUGCUUACAGCAUAUACAUGUUCUUAUUGGAAUUAUAUGUGGCAUUACUCCUUCCAUAAUGCAACCCCAAAUUAUUGAAGAAGUUGAAAAUGUUGAGUCAGAGAUUGGGGAAGUACUUGAGAAACCUCAACAUGAAGAAGCAACAGCAUUAGUAGACGAAAAGGACAAUGUUAAAGAAGUCCCGGAAAAGCCGGAGAGAAAGUCGAAGAAGUCUCGAAAGUCAAGCAAAGACGACGGAAGCAAAGACGACGUCGAACUGCCAGCCAAACCGAAACGAAAAUCUAAAAAGAGUGUGGACGAGGAACAUUCUGAAAUUUUAAACGAUCAAGACAAGAAAGGAGAAAUUGUUAGCAAAGAGCAAAUAGUGGAUACAAUUUCUACUGAUUUUGAACGGACUAAGUCAUCUAUGAAAAAUAGUUUGAUGGUACCAGGUCAGGAUAUUGAGAAGUGUUUAUCAUCUAUACAAGAAGCUUCGAGGACAAAAUACUCUGAAUUGAAAGUUUUAACACAACCAUUGACAGAUCUUAAGAAGACUAUUGACAACUUUUCGAACCAAGUAUCUAAAGAUUUUACUUUAGAAAUUUCGAAAAAUAAUGCAGAUGUACAAAGAUUGAUUUCGUCACUUCAAGGUGUAGAGUCUCAACUAUAUUUUGCUCAAAACGAUUUAUCUCAAGCUAAAUCUGUGGCUGCCAAGUAUGUAAUGACUUGCUUAUGUGAAUUAAAAGCUCAACUAGUUGGAGUUCAAUCUACUAUAGAAAAUGUUGAUGUCAUUCAAGCUGCUGAUGUUGUUACAGCUAUAGAAUUGAUUUCAAAACCUGUUCUUCAAAUCAAUGAAAUUUUGAAAACAAUUACCGAUGAAUUACCUUUCGGUAAAUUGGACAAUUCAAUUAAUCAACUUCAAAACAAACUAGAGUCAAUCAAGCGAAUGUCUAUUGAUAAUCCGAGUGCCGACCGUUUUGUGAAUCCUCUAGGUCAACUUCACAAAGAAAUUUCAGAAAUACAAGAAUUGACUAUCGAAGAAAUAGUAACUCCAGUUCAAUUUAAGAAAAUCGAAGAUCUAAUUAGUGCCGUUGGUGAAACUGCAAAUUAUUUAGAGUCAACUAAAGAGAGUUUAUCGAUCAACAUAACACCCUCGGUAGAUAGUUUGAAAGAAAAAGUACUUAACAUUCAAGUUACAUUAAACGACAAUUUGAAGGGAGAAGAAACAUGGAAAACGGUUUGCACAAAGAUAUCAGAUUCUGUAGACGAAUGCGUCUCCACAUUGGAUUCUGUGUGUAAGAAAUUACCAGCCGAGAUUAUUAUUGCAUCCUUAAAGGAACCUACAGCUGAAAUCGAAUCGUUAGCAACAAUAAUCAGUACAAUUAACAGUGAACCGUUGGUUACACCUGUGGAAAAUCUCCGAAGUUCUGUUAAAUCGUUGGAAGCUUUGAUAAUCAAUGAUCCCACACAUAGCAUACCAAAGAAUACAAAAGAAAUUAAGGCACUAACUGCAUCGUUAAAAGAAGUUGUUAAAAACUUAACUCAGUCAUAUCCGAAAGGAGAAAUAACGAAGCCAACUUUAAAGCUGCUUGAAAGAAUUGCACAAAUUCAAACACAUACUCAACAAAACGUAUCUGUAGAACCCAUAUCACUUGCGAAAGUCGUAUCGGGCAUCGCAGUGCCACUGAAGGAAAUCAAUAAUUGUUUAUUGAUGCCUAUUGUAGUGGACCUUGUAGAUGAAAUAGUUUGUGAUGAAUUGGCAACUGAGAUUAUUGGCGACGAAAGUGAAACUGACAAUGAAAACGCAAAAGUCACUCCAGAGGAGAUUGUUCCUAAAGAAUGUGAAUCAGUUGAAAAUAAAUCGCAAAAAACUGAUUUAGAUAGUGACCAAGUGGCAAAUUCUGAGCCUGAAAAGCCCUCCAGAAAAACGAAAACAGAGACACAGAAUGAAGGAUCUGUGAAAGAAGCAACUGAAGAAGCUGGCGAGGAACUUGAUAGUACUGAAAAACAAAUAUCUUGUGAAGAACAGAUACAACCAGACACAACUACGGAACCUCAAAAACCUUCAAGGAAAUCUAAGAAAGAUCGUAAAAGCAGUCAGGAUGAUGGUGAGAAUGUCGAAAAGCCAAAGCGUAGAUCUAAGAAAGGUAAGGAUACCGUUGAAGAAAGAAGGCGCUCUGACGAUAUAAAUCAAGAUGAAAACAAAGAAGAUUCUGACAUGAAGAAGACCGAAAACAUUCAGAUUAAGAAGGAAGAUAUGGAAAAACUCACAGUCGACAAAAAAGACGUAGAAAAGAAGGAAGCAGAAAAAAUCGAAGCUGUUAAGAUUGAAGCAGAUAGCAAGAAUGCUGAAAAAUUGGAGAAUGUAAAGAAAGACGCCGAAAAGAUCGAAGCACAAAAGAAAGAAGAUGAAAGGAAGGAAGUAGAAAAAAUGGAGGCUGAAAAGAUUGAAACAGAUGGGAAGAAUGCUGAAAAGUUGGAGGCUGAAAAGAAAGAGGCAGAGAAGGUUGAAGCUAAGAAGAAAGAAGCGGAGAAAAAAGAAAAGAAAGACGCCGAAAAGGACGAAGCACAAAAGAAAGAAACGGAACGAAAAGAAGCUGAAAAAACUGAAGCAGAAAAGAUUGAAGCAGACAAAACGAACAUUGAAAAGUUGGAGAAGGAAAAUAUCGACGCACAAAAGAAAGAAGAUGAAAGGACGGAAGCAGAACAAUUGGAGGCAGCUAAGAUCGAGGCUGAAAAGAUUGAAGCAGAUAAAAAGAACGCUGAAAAAUUAGAGGCUGAAAAGAAAGAGACAGAGAAGGUUGAAGCUAAGAAGAAAAAAACGGAAAAGAAAGAAAAAGAAAAAAAAGAGGCCGAAAAGAUCGAAGCACAAAAAAAAGAAGCUGAACGGAAAGAAGCAGAAAAAAUUGAGGCAGCUAAGGUCGAGGCUGAAAAGGUUGAAGCAGAUAAAAAGAAAGCUGAAAAAUUGGAGAAUGAGAAGAAAGAGGCUGAAAAGAUUGAAGCACAAAAGAAAGAAACUGAACGGAAAGAAGCAGAAAAAAUCGAGGCAGCUAAGAUUGAGGCUGAAAAGAUUGAAGCAGAUAAAAAGAACGCUGAAAAAUUGGAAAAUGAGAAGAAAGAGGCCGAAAAGAUCGAAGCACAAAAGCAAGAAGCUGAACGGAAGGAAGCAGAAAAAAUUGAGGCUGAAAAGAUUGAAGCAGAUAGAAAUAAUGCUGAAAAAUUGGAGAAGGAACAGAUCCAAGCACAAAAGAAAGAGAAAGAACGGAAGGAAGCAGAAAAAAUUGAGGCUGAAAAGAUUGAAGCAGACAGAAAGAACGCCGAAAAAUUGGUGGCUGAAAAGAAAGAGGCAGAGAAGGCCGAAGCUAAGAAGAAAAAAGCAGAUAAGAAAGAAAAAGAACAGAAAGAGAACGAAAAAAUCGAAGCACAAAAGAAGGAAAUUGAACAGAAAGAAGCAGAAAAAAUUGAGGCAGCUAAGAUUGAGGCUGAAAAGAUUGAAGCAGAUAGAAAUAAUGCUGAAAAAUUGGAGAAGGAACAGAUCCAAGCACAAAAGAAAGAGAAAGAACGGAAGGAAGCAGAAAAAAUUGAGGCUGAAAAGAUUGAAGCAGACAGAAAGAACGCCGAAAAAUUGGUGGCUGAAAAGAAAGAGGCAGAGAAGGCCGAAGCUAAGAAGAAAAAAGCAGAUAAGAAAGAAAAAGAACAGAAAGAGAACGAAAAAAUCGAAGCACAAAAGAAGGACAUUGAACAGAAAGAAGCAGAAAAAAUUGAGGCAGCUAAGGUCGAGGCUGAAAAGAUUGAAGCAGAUAAAAAGAACGCUGAAAAAUUGGACAAUGAGAAGAAAGAGGCCGAAAAGAUCGAAGCAGAAAAGCAAGAAGCUGAACGGAAGGAAGCAGAAAAAAUUGAGGCUGAAAAGAUUGAAGCAGAUAGAAAUAAUGCUGAAAAAUUGGAGAAGGAACAGAUCCAAGCACAAAAGAAAGAGAAAGAACGGAAGGAAGCAGAAAAAAUUGAGGCUGAAAAGAUUGAAGCAGAAAGAAAGAACGCCGAAAAAUUGGUGGCUAAAAAGAAAGAGGCAGAGAAGGCCGAAGCUAAGAAGAAAAAAACAGAUAAGAAAGAAAAGGAACAGAAAGAGAACGAAAAGAAGGAAACUGAACGGAAGGAAGCAGAAAAAAUUGAAGCAGCCAAGAAUGCUGAAAAAUUGGAAGCUGAAAAGAAAGAGACCGAGAAGGCCGAAGCUACGAAGAAAAAAGCAGAACAAAAAGAAAAGGAAGAGGCCGAAAAGAUCGAAGCACAAAAGAAGCAAACUGAACGGAAGGAAGCAGAAAAAAUUGAGGCUGAAAAGACUGAAGCAGAGAGAAAGAACGCUGAAAAAUUGGAGAAUGCAAAGAAAGAGGACGAAAAGAUCGAAGCACAAAAGAAAGAAACUGAAAAGCUUCUUCUGCAAUCCGAAACAUGCAUGAAAAAUACAGUUACCGCUAUCGCAAAUUGUCUUAAACAAAUUCAAACAUAUUCCAAGAAGAAACAAGUUGAUUUAAAAAAUGUUUCACCACCAAUCAAUGACCUUAAGGAAUGUGUUGAGGAUCUAUCAUUACAGCUCCAGACAGUGAAUAAAAAUUUGUGUACCAAAGCCGAUCCGAUUUCCAGUUAUAUUGCUAAGGGCUUAUCAAAACUUCGAUCAGAAUUGUUGGACAAUAGAUCGCUCUUAGAGAAAAAUGAUACCAUAUUGAUCAGCGAUCUCGUCAAUGCUAUUGAAAGAAUAUCACCACUAAUGGCUCAAAUUUCCGACGUUGUCAAUAAUUUAGAUGAAACAUCAACAUACUCCAACGUGUCUGCGUCCAUGAAUACCUUAAAUUCGCGAAUUGAAAAAAUGAUCGAAACAUCGCUUACGGUCCCGAAGGUGAAUCCUCUUAUAGCACCUACGACAACGCUAUUAGAAACCGUAAAGUUAACUCAAGAAGUAAUACUUAAAAAUACUGAAAACGCCGUUGGAACUGAAGACAUCAGCAACAUGUCGAAAUUGAUCAAAUCAGUUGAAGACCAAAUGGCAAAUGCUAAAUCGAACCUUUCUGAAGAUGCCUUUGCAUCUUAUUUUUUGAAAUUGAAGAGUGAAAUUGUAAAAAUGAAAAAGGCUACAGCUGCUACAAAGUCCAUAGAUCGAAACACAACGAAAGAAGCAGUAACUGCCAUUGCUGAAGGACUUCAGAAAAUUCAACCGAUACUCGAAACUUUCUUCAAGAAGAUCUGUUCUGAAGAGUUAACGAAAUUGCUUCAAAAACCAAAAUGUGAAGUUGAUAAUUUGUUGGACGUUAUUGGAAAAAACAAUAUUUCACUGCUAAUAGAACCUGCAGAUAAACUUAAGAAAACACUUCAAGCAUUUGAAAAGUUCAUUGUGAAUGAACCGCUACAAAAUAUAUCCAAGAAAACUAAGGAAGUGAAGGAUCUCAUUUCGUCAUUAAAAGACACCGAACAAAGGCUAAAGGACACUUUCCCAAAAGAUCCAAUGCUUCAAUUUACGCAACAGUUGUCAGAGGUCGUUGCUAAAGUUCAAAGUGUUGUUGAGCGAUCUAUAUCGCCAAACGAAUUCGCGAAUAUCAUCGUUACAUUAGCAGCUCCCCUAAGUGCCUUGAAUCAAUGUCUAGAAGAGAACAGUAAAAAAGAUCAAACUGAAAAAGAGAAAAGGUCAGCAGAGGAACAGGAAGCAAAGAAAAAAGGUGCGAAAGAGGAGCAGGCAAAAAUUAAAUUAGCUGAGGAAAAUGUAGAUGACGAAAAAGUGGCUGAGAAAAAGUUGGCUGAAGUGAAAGUGCCUAAUCAAAAGCUGUCUAAAGAAAAGGCGUCUGAAGAAAAGGCGUCUGACAAAAAGGCGUCUGACGAAAAGGCGUCUGACGAAAAAGCGUUUGAAAAUACGACAUCUGAAGAAAAGGUGACUGAUGGAAAACUGCCUGAAGAAAAAGUAACUAAGGAAAAUGUAUCGGACAAAAAUGACAAUGUAAAGAGCGAAAAGGAACACAACGAUUCUAAUGUAACUGUGUCGAAGCCAGAUUCAGAUAAGCCGAAAGGAUCACGAGGAAGAGCUAAAUCUAAGAAAAAACCCGUAUUUGAAAGCAAUUUAACUUCUCGAACAUCAUGCGAAGGAUCCUCCAUUAAAUUGUCAUGUAGCUAUAGCGGAUCUGAUGCGAAAGUGUUGUGGCUUAGAAACGGUGCUCUUCUAGGUAAAGAUUCUCGCUAUGUUUUGAAUGAUUCCGAUGGUUUCGUAACAUUGGAAAUUAAUUCUCUCACUGUUGAUGAUUCUGGAAAGUAUUUCUGUGUUGUUAACAAUGAGAAUGGCGAAGCUGAAACCAGCUGCACUGUUACAGUGUUUAAGGAAGUGGAAGACGUAAAAGUCGAUGAUCCGACUAAGAAACAGACUGCGGAACUGUCGAAACAAGAGAUAGGAAAUAAUGAAAAUCUUCAUCAACGAACAGAUGCACCGCAAAAUGGUGUUCAAAAACAUAAAGUUACUGAUGAAAUUCCAAAACCCAAAGCCGCAGAUACAGUGAACAAUGUUAGCAAUGGAAAAGACCAUGCUCCCUCAGAGACGAAAAAACUUAGAACUGACCAAAAAACUCGAGAGUCAAAACGAAAACCUACAUUCGAUUCAAGAUUAACCAAUCGGACAUCUGCUGCUGGAUCACCCAUCAAACUUACUUGCAGUUUCUCUGGCUCUAAUGUUAGAAUAACAUGGCUGAAAGAUGGAAAUUUAUUAGAAAGUGGUUCGAAGUAUGCAAUUCAUGAAGACGAUGGUCUCACGACAUUAGAUAUUCAACAUCCGACCGUUCAAAUGUCAGGCAUUUAUGUGUGCAUUGCAAGUAAUGCCAAUGGCGAAGUUGAAACCAGUUCGAUAGUGACGAUAUAUGAGAAAGCUGCAGAGGUAUUAACAUCGCCGCCAAUAUUUUCGUCUGGAAUGCGUGAAAUCGAGCGAAUAAUGGAGGAACAAGACGUCGCACCAACCGUAGUGGUAGCACCGCCAACUGAAAAGAAAAUUCGUAUGAAAUCUCCGUCUCCGGGAUUCCGCGGUCGCAGCCAAACUCCAAUCCGUGGCCGAAGUAUGACACCUUUAAUGAGAUUUCGCGAAAAAAGUGCAACACCAAUGGAUCCGAUGACAUGGAGAAGUAUAACUCCAUUUAUUCAGCGAGAAGAGGUGGAGAAAACGCCCUUCGAAAUUGGAUCGAACAUCAUCUUGCAAUUGGCCUCUUAUAAGGCUAUCAUUGAUAAAGCCUGUGUGAUGGAUAUUUCCGCUGAAGAGGAGCCGCUCGCAAAGUAUAUUCUAUCGGAGCACUCGGUUAUUGAUAGAGCUGCUGUUAUGGAUAUCUCAAAUGUGGAAAUUAUCUACGUUGAAGAUGACUUUAUUGAUGAAUGUGAAUCGGAUGCUUCAUCGGUUCGGGAAUCUGAGUCUCGUGAAUCAUCCGUUAUGGAUGAAAGGCCAUCAGAAGAAGGUGAAGAAAAGCCAGAAGAGGAGGAAGUUUCCGAGAAGAAGAAAAAGAAGGAGAAGAAAGUGAAAAAGGCUCCGAAGAAGAAAGAGAAAAAAGAGAAAGAACCAUCGCCACCGAAGCUAAAACUUGAUUUAGGUGGUCCACCUCCGCCGAAAGUCAAUAAAGCAAAACUCUUUGAACAGCAACAAAAAGCAGCUGCAGAAGCCCCAAUGAGUAAGCCUCCACCGAAGAAAAGUGGAAAACUUGCAGGAGCUCUUGCUGCCAUGCAACAACAAGAAGCUGCUGCAAAGGAGGCUGAGCUUCAGCGACAGCAAAUCGAAGAAAAGAUGAAACAAAUGAAAGAAGAACAAGCUAAUAAGCAACAGCAAGAAGAGGAAGAAGGAGAAGGCGAUGGAGAAGAAAGAGGAAGUCAAAUAGACUCUGAAUACAGGUCUAGAUCCGGAUCAGGCUCCAGAUCGGGCUCCGAAGACGCCGGAUCGAAUGUUGAGGAACAAGAAGAUGAAGACAACAACGAGGAGGCAGAAGGCGAAGAAGAUGAAGACGAAAGUGGUGCUGAAACAGAAUCAUCUAUAGAAAACUUUACUCGUCCAGAUAAUGACUACGGUGAGUGGGAUAAAUACGACGAUCAGCAAGGCGUUAUCCGUUCCAAAUACGAACGAAAGAAACAUAAGAAAAUGAGCGAACGUGAACGAGAUAUUGAGUGGCAAAAAGCACGCGAAGCAGCACGUUAUCCCCGAAUUCAUGCUCACUUAAAGGAUAGUGCUAUUGAAGAGGGACACAGUAUUAAAUUAACGUGUACAGUGUCCGGACCCGAGUUAAAUAUAAAAUGGUUGAAAGACGGUCAUCCAUUGGAAAAGUCUCCCAAGUAUCGAGUACUUGUCAACGAGGGUAUCGUCAGUUUGGAAAUUUUACGGACCUUACCCAGCGAUUCCGGUGAAUACACCUGCGCUCUGUCAAAUAACAAUGGUGAUGCAAGCACCACCGCCAUUGUUACCAUUUAUGAUGUGAUAAAGGAUGAUCCUACUCCUCCUACAUUUACGUUGGUUAGAGACUAUUAUCACUUAAACGAGGAUGUUCUUGGAAUCGAAGUACAUUGUACAGGUACACCACGUCCAAAGAUUACAUGGAUUCGUGAUAUGGUGGAAGUAGUACCAAGCUACAAGCACACGUUGCUGGAGGAGGCUCACGGUGUUUAUAAAUUGGAAAUUUACAAACCAUCAUUCAAAGACAACGGACGUUACAUGUGCAGGGCCGAAAACGUAAUGGCUGAAGAGGAAAUCACUCACAAUGUUUCGUUUAUUAAGCCGAAACAUUUCCACAUCAGAGGCAUUCAGCACGCUCACAGCGAACUAAUGAAAGAGAAGGAAGAAGCUGCUAAACGAGCCAUGGAGGAAGCGCUAAGAGCCAAGGAAGAAUACGAAAUGAGACGCACCGGUAAACUACCGCCGCGGUCACGACCUGAACCCGAACAACAUUGCUCGCAAAAAGAUCGACUUAAAUUUGCAACUCAACUUCGAGAUCGCACUGCAAUCGUUGGUAAUAAGGUUAAAUUCACCGUCUCAGUCGUUGGACCUGACCCCAAUAUUCGGUGGUUCAAAGAUGGCAAUCCCAUCGUCUAUGGACCAUCAAUUCGCAAUUCGACUGCUGAUGGCAUGAGCAUACUUGAAAUGACCCACUUAACAGCAGAUCAAACGGGCGAAUAUCGAUGCCAUGCUAGAAAUGACCAUUCUGAGGUAUCCACUUCGUGCUAUUUGAAAAUUUACGAAGCAAAAUCUGCUGGAGACAAGGAAGCACCACUCUUCGUUUUAUCUAUGCGAGAUGUUUAUCAUACGCAAGAAAAUGAUUUGGUAAUCGAUUGUAAAGUGCGUGGUAAUCCAAGGCCAAUAAUAUUUUGGCAGAAGGACGAACUACCAAUUGAAUUCGAUGAACGCACUCAACAAAUAGAGCACGGUGACGGCUUAUGCGAAUUGAUUAUAAAUAAACCAACAACGAAGGACAGUGGCAACUAUGCAUGUACUGCAACGAAUGCCAUUGGGAGUCAGAAAAUUGUUCACAAAGUGGAAUUCACACCACAGCCGUCGAGUCGUCGUGAUUCGGGAAUGCAGUCGGAUACUGCUAGCGAAUCGGGUAGGGGAAAAGGUGAUGCGACAGGUGCAGUAACGGGUGUUGAAAGUGGCGCCGAGAGUAGUGCAACACAAGCAGCUGGUAAAGGAGGUAAGCGUCCACCACGUCCGAAAGCUGAACCAGCACCAGAAGAAACAAUGUCUCGCCGAUCGGCUGGUCCAACAUUUGAAGAGCUACAGAAGGCAGCCAGAAAUAAAUUAUCUUUCGUCACACAUCUUACCAACCGUGUGUUUGCUGAGGGAUCGAAAGUUAAAUUGUCUUGUGUGGUGCAAGGACCCGAUCCUAACGUCAGAUGGCUUAAAGAUGAAAAUCCAUUGGUUUAUUCAGCGAGAGUGAAAAAUCUUAGUCGUGACGGCAUGUGUGUCCUGGAAAUCGACAAAUGUACUCCAGACGAUUCUGGCGAUUAUAAAUUGAUUGUUCGAAAUCAAGAUAGCGAUAUUUCGAGUGGUUGCACUUUACAAGUAUAUGAAGUGUCUCAAAGCAGCGAUUUUGCUCCGACAUUCACGCGAGCACCUAAACAUACGUACCAUUUGAAUACCAACGAAAUAUAUUUAGAAACUCAUGUUCGAGGCCAGCCAAUGCCGAAAGUUGAGUGGGUCAAGGAUGGUGUUACGAUUGCGAAAGAGGAUGAAAAAUAUCAUCAAAUCGAUCAUCCCGAUGGCACUUGUGAAUUGAUUGUUAAUUUUCCCAAGCCAAACGACAGUGGCAAAUACGUGUGCAAAGCAUACAAUCGGGCUGGUGAAUGUUCUGUUCAACACUCCGUUCUGUUUGAAGGCAAAGCGGCCCAUAUUAUUGAUAACAGACAUCGUGUAUACCAUUCGGAUCCGGACCAUUUAGCGAAAGCCAAAACUGAGUUCCCAGAAAAGGCUCGUGAAAAUGGAGUUACUGAACCGAAACCCGAACCGGAAGAGGAAAAGGGUAAAGGAAAAGGACGUGGAAGAGGUUCUAAGGGAACUGGUUCAGCUCAAAACACAAGAACUGAAUCGUCUCCUGUCCCCGAACCGACUCCAGUUGUUACAAGACAAAAAGAACCACCGCGUGAAUCGAAGAAAACCAUCUACUUUGCGUCGAAAUUGUCUGAUCGUGUCGUCGCUGAAGGCUCAAAGGUUAAACUUACUUGUUACUUGGACGGCAGUGAUCCUUCCAUUCGUUGGUUCAAAGAUGAGCAGCCUGUUGUGUAUACGCCGAAAUGUCGUCAAUCCAACCUCAAUGGUGUUUGCUGUCUUGAGUUUACAGCUGUUGCGGAAGCAGACAGUGGAGUGUAUAGAUGCUAUGCACGAAAUACAACUGGCGAAGUUUCAACAUCCGCCAAGUUGGAGGUGUUCCCAAGUCCUGGCUCACCCGAUUCUGCACCAACGUUUACUAGAUCAAUAAAGGAUACGUAUCACACUCAAUUAAACGAAGUAAAAUUGAGUUGCCAUUGCCGGGGUUUUCCAACACCAGCAAUAACUUGGGUUAAAGACGGAGUCACCAUUGAGCCAAGUGAAAAGUAUCUAAUUGAAGAUAAAGAGGACGGAACCUGUGAGUUGACCAUCAAUUAUCCAAACAAACAGGAUAACGGAAAAUAUGUCUUGCAAGGAGAAAACCGCGCCGGAAAAGCGGAAAUUUCUCACCUUGUCCAGCUUCAAUUAAAAGAUGCACCACCAAGGUUACCACCUCCACAUCCAGCUGCUGCAGCAGCAGCUGAGGCUGAGACCAAUGGAACAAAUGGUGUGGAAGAUGAUACGAACUCACUACCGAAAGGUAGAAAGAAGGGUAAAGGAGAACGCGAAAGUGUUGCCAGUAGUACAGUUCGUGAAGGAAAUUGGGUGUCACGCUAUCAUGAAAUCCCGAUUGAUCCAAAGACAAAACUUCAUUUCGCUGCUUUCUUAACGGAUAGAACUAUGGCUGAGGGUGGAAAGACCAAGUUGUCAGCUUAUGUUGAAGGUCCUGAUCCCAACAUCAGAUGGUUGAAGGACGACAAUCCGGUUGUGUUAUCAUCAAAUUGUCGUUCACAAUUGCGUGACGGUUUAGUGACUUUAGAUAUGGCUCAAUUGAAGCCAGAAGAUUCGGGUGUUUAUAAGCUCAUUUGUCGAAAUCAGUCCGGCGAGAUUAGUUGCUCUUGUAAAUUAAUGGUUUAUGAAGUUGUUAAAGAAGAUCUUACUGCGCCAUUAUUCUCUGUGCCGAUCAAAGAUACUUAUAAUUUAAAUUCCGACGAAUUGAUACUUGAGUGUCGUGUCCGUGGAUCCAAGCCAACAAUAACCUGGACGAAAAACAAUGAAUUCAUUGAGAGCAAUGACAAGUAUCAACAAUUCGAUCAAGCCGACGGUUAUUGUAAACUGAUCAUCAAUAAUCCGGAAGAAAAGGACAGUGGACAGUAUACCUGCAAGGCAGAGAACUCAAUGUCCAGUGAUAAGGUCACUCAUAACGUUGUGUUCAACGGUCGUGAUGCUUACAUUCUCGAGAAAACUCACGGCUAUUUCCACCGUGACAUCAACAAGCCACACUUCCAAAAUGCGAUUGGUGAUCAUAUGAUAACGCAAGGCGGCGUUAUUGCACUGCAAGCUGAUAUUCUACAUGGGCCAGUUGAUGUGCAAUGGUAUCGUGAUCAUAGCCAAAUCGUGCCAGGUGAUAAGGUGCGCGCCUUCCAAGAUCAUGGUAUUCAUACGCUGAUUAUACCUGAUGCAAAACACGAAGUCAGUGGAACGUACACUUGCGUUGCAUCAAAUGCAUUCGGCAAGGUCGAAUCAGUAGGACACGUCCAUAUUGUUGGACCAUCAGUUAAGGGCGGUAAAUGUCCGUUGUUCCAAUCGCGACCAGAAACAGAAAUGUUAAUUAUGACUGGUGAUCCAUUCUCUUUUUCGUUCCGCUUAAUCGGAGAACCAAAACCGAAAUUGAUUUUCAUGAAAGGACUUAAAGACAUCACCCAAAGCGAUCGAGUGCUGAAGGAAACACAAGACGAUUAUAUUCGAUUUACCGUUCAACGAUCGAAUCCAAUGGACUCUGGUACCUACUGGAUCAUUGCUAGAAACGAACAUGGAACUGAUCGGGCAUUUGUGACGAUUACGGUCAAACAACGAGCGCGAUCAAUAACUCCAUCGUACAGCAGUUUGAGUUACCCCAUCGAUGAUUUUGCAGAUGUACAAUACCUUAAAAAUCCUCCGGAUCCAAUAUCAUCUGAGCCCAUUUGUGUUGACAGUGGUCGAAAUCACAUAAGUCUUUCAUGGGGUAAGUCACACAAGAUUAAUUCUGCACCAGUUCUGGCAUACAAAGUAGAAGCCUGGUUGAUUGGCAUCGAUGGCGGUGCUCGUUGGCAGGAGCUAGGAAUAACUCCCAUUAACAGUUUCGACGCUUUCAAUCUUCGUUCCGGUUGUGAAUACCAUUUCCGAGUCACACCUAAAAAUCGAUAUGGAUGGGGAAAAUCCACACAAACAUCCUCACCAAUAUUAAUGGGUGGCGCUCAAUGUUUACCAGAAUUUACAAAAAUUCUGCCUGGACAACUGAAGGCACUAUCAGGCAUGGAUUUCACAUUGGAAUGUUCUGUAAAAGGAACACCGAAACCUGAAAUCUGUUGGUACCGUGAUGGCGUACAAAUCCGACAGAACGAUCAAGUUUCGAUACGAUCAUUCGGAUCAAUUUGCCGUCUCACUAUCAAAGGAAUCACGGAUCGAUAUUCGGGACGCUACACAUGCGAGGCAACGAAUUGUCAAGGACGAGUCUCCACAUUUGCUAGAUUACAAGUUGUGACCGAUCCACGUAUCUAUGCAGCCGACAGUAACUUGAAAAGGAACAUCGACAGCGAUUUGGGCUCUUUAGGAGAUAUGAUACCUCAAUUUACAAUGCGACUACGCGAACGACGUAUUCAAGUAACUUACCCUGUCCGGCUAACAUGCCAGGCUGUCGGAUGGCCAUCUCCAUUAAUAACUUGGCAUAAAGACGGUGUGGAAGUCGAACAAUCUGAUCGAAUCAAAACGUUCCACGAUGGUCAAUUUAAUACUUUGGAAAUUUCAAAAACUACUCUCAGUGACACUGGCAUAUACACGGCAAGUGCGAAGAACGAAUCUGGCGAAGUAUCGUGUCACUGCAACUUAUAUGUCGACAAAGGCAUCCGGGGAUACAUUGCGCCAGAAUUUUAUUGCUCAUUCGAUCCAAUAUACAGAAUUAAAUCGGGAAAUGAAAUUCGAAUAUCUGGUCAAAUCGAGGCCUAUCCAACGGUUGGGGUCACAUGGCAGAGAAAUGGAAUUCGUCUUCGGCCUAGCAGAAGACUAACAGUCACACUCGACCAAGAGGGCUUCGUCGAAUUGGUCAUAUCCGAUGCAACACAAUGGGAUGCCGGUAUCUAUACUUGCAUCGCAUCGAAUGCAGUCGGUCUAGUCGAAAGCAACUGUCGUGUGAUAGUCGAUGAAUUGGAUGAAGAAAACAAAAUAAAAGUUCCGGAUAUUCGGAUGAAUGUUCCAUACUCCAAAGAACCAAUGUUCGUUACGAAGCCACGUUCCUCGCAAGCAUUUGAAGGUGAUACCGUUAUCAUUUACUGUGAAGUCAUCGGCGAUCCAAAACCAGAUGUUGUUUGGCUUAGAGACUUUUUAAAGCCCGAUUACUACAAAGAUGCACCACAUUUCCGACGCAUUGGUGAUGGUCCAGAAUAUCGUUUAGAAAUUCCACACGCUAAGUUAGAUUUUACCGGAACUUAUUCUGUGAUAGCCACGAAUUUUUAUGGUGAAGCGAAAGCAAUAAUUUCGUUGCAAAUCUACGCAAAAGAUUUGAACAAGUCGAACGCCAUGAACAGAGGAGGAUCAAUAAAGCAUGGAAACGUCGAAACUCUACCCAUCUUCACCCGACCAUUAAAAGAUCUUCGGUGUUGUGAUGGAGACUCGAUAACCUUAGAAUGUCACGUCGAAGCCCAGCCAGAACCAACAGUAAUUUGGGAAAAGGAUGGCAGAGUUUUACCACAUUCAAACGAUUUUCGAACACAUUUCUGCGACGAUAGAGCUACAUUGUCUAUAAGCCGUGUUUUCCCUGAAGAUGAAGGCGAAUACACAUGCGUCGCACUAAAUAACAUUGGCAAAUCGUAUACAUCGGCUUGCAUCAUUGUUGACGUACCUGAAGAGAAAGAAAACCUAAUUAGUCGUAUACUAGCCCGUCCCAGUGGAUUGUUGUCCACCAAUUCGACACCGCGAUCCACACCACGCACAACACCAGUUCGUAGCAUUUCACCGAUGCCACUUUCUUAUCGUUCCACGCGCAUAGAUUUAAGUUCGAAGCAGCACAAAUGUGCUGCUCCCAAAUUUUAUGCCAUGCCUCACAAUAGGCUAGCCGAAGAAGGUGAAACUGUUCGAUUCCAAUGUGCUAUUGCGGGUCAUCCAAUACCGUGGUCGACAUGGGAUAAAGAUGGCAAUAUUGUAACGCCAACAACGCGAAUAAACAUCAAAGAAAGAGAUGACCUACGUAUAUUGGAAAUCGAGGAGGUUACCAUGGAAGACGCUGGCCUUUACAGAAUAACAUUAGAAAACGAAUAUGGACGUAUCGAAGCUACGGCGAGAUUAGAUAUCAUUGCCAAUAAACGAAGUUCAGGCCAUGGUAUAAGAACGAGUGCAUCGCCACGGCGAAGUAUAAGCAGUUCGAGACGCAUAAUGGGAAACUCAACGAGGAUCGGUGGUCGAUUGGCAUUAGCUUGUAACUUCAGAGGAGGGUCCGUACCAAAUAAGAAAUUUUACCAUAACGGAACAGAACUGCCACCAACUGAUCGAGUUAGGACCAUUGAAAACGAUGAAACUUCCUGUCUGGUGAUUGACAAUGUCCAAGCUGAAGACGAAGGUGUUUACACUUGCAUUGGGUGCAAUGAGUUAGGAAUUGCGGCUACUUCUACAAUAGUUACCUUUAAUGAUACUCAGGAGCAUACAGCGCCUGAGUUUAUCCGUGGAUUAGGAAAAACGAUUCGAGCUAAAGAAAGUUAUGUACUGGACCUAAGCUGUUCCGUUGUUUGUUCGGAUCCAUUCGAAAUGAUAUGGCUACGAGAUGGCGAUGUCAUACCCGACUCAGACGAUUUUAGAUACAUCGACCAUGGAGAGGGUCUAAUUUCAUUACGAAUCCUAGAUCCAUUCGUAUACGAUUCCGGUCGAUAUACAUGUACUGUAUGUUCUGACCACGGCAAAUGUGAAACGUCUUGUGACGUUAUCAUUUACGAAGUAUCAGAACAAGACGAAUUUGAAACGAAGCCAGUAUUUAUUAAGUCACCCCAACCUGUUGUCGCUGCGUACGGUGCAGUUGUAUCUUUUUGUGCCAGAGUUUCACCUGUCCAUGCCAAAGUCAAAUGGAGCAUAUGCGGAAGAGCUUUGACUGAGGAUGCGCGAGGAAUCUUGAUCGAACAUCAACCGGAUGGUGUGCAUAUACUGCAUGUGUUAGGACUAGAAUACAGGCAUAGCGGAGAGAUUAAAUGUGUUGCUUAUAUUCCCACACAUCCUGAUCCAGUUGAAACGACUGUUUACACCGAUUUAGUGGUAUUACCCACAUCGUCAUCGACUGUAUCGUUAGAAACAAAUCCCAGCGAACAACCAGAAAUACCUGCAUACAUUAUUCGAGGACCGGAAGACUGCUCGGUGUUGAUUGGUGGAACUGUUACGUUAGAAGCAAUUUUUGGUGGAUAUUCACAGCCGAAAGUCAAAUGGUAUAGAGCGGGACGAGAAAUAACUGAAAGUACAAAUAUAAAAAUCCAAACAUCGCCUGGCUAUUCAUCAUUGCUACUUACUGAUAUAACGGCUGAUCAGAGCGGCAAAUACUCAAUCGAAAUUAUGAACGAACACAGUUGUGAUAUAAGCUCGGCCUCGGUUUCCGUCGAAGGUCCACCAGAUCCACCAGGAAAUCGUCCAAUUAUUUCACAAGGAUCCGAUCGGUUAUCGGUGGCAUGGUGUGGUCCACCCUUCGAUGGAGGCGUCAUGAUCACGGGUUUCAUAUUGGAGAUUCAAGAGGAAAACAACGAUUGGAUUGAAUAUUCAACAGUAGUCGAUUCAUUGGCAACUACAAUCAAAGAUUUGAAACCAGGUGUAACAUACCGAUUCCGGGUACGGGCCGAAAAUGCACAUGGACGCAGUGCACCGAGCGCUGAAAGUGACGAAGUUCGCAUCAGUUUGGGUAAUGACGUUCAAACUGUGUUCGAUGAGGAUAUCAUUGUGAAACCAGGCGGAGAUUUCAAGACACGAUUUUUAUUACAAGAAGAAUUGGGAAAGGGGAGGUUUGGUGUUGUCCAUAAAGUUGUGGAAAUUGAGAGUAAUCGUACCUUAGCUGCAAAGAUCGUCAAGUGCAUAAAGGCUGUUGACAAACAGAAGAUUCAAGAAGAAAUAUCAAUCAUGCAAUCACUACGUCAUCCUAAGUUAUUACAGUUGGCUGCAGCAUUUGAAAAUCCACGAGAAAUGAUUAUGGUCAUGGAAUUUAUUACAGGAGGCGAACUAUUUGAACGAGUUGUUGCAGACGAUUUUACAUUAACCGAACGCGACUGUAUUUUAUUUUUACGACAAAUUUGCGAAGGUGUCGACUACAUGCAUAGCAAAUCUGUAGUACAUCUCGACUUGAAACCAGAAAAUAUUAUGUGUCAUAAUCGAACUAGUCAUCAAAUAAAAAUUAUUGAUUUUGGACUGGCUCAGCGUAUCUCUUCGGAUACACCUGUCCGUGUUUUGUUUGGAACGCCAGAAUUUAUCCCGCCCGAAAUUAUCAAUUACGAACCCAUUGGCUUCCAAUCAGACAUGUGGAGUAUUGGUGUUAUUUGUUAUGUUUUGCUUUCUGGUUUAUCCCCAUUUAUGGGUGAAUCCGAUGUAGAUACAUUUUCCAACAUCACUUGUGCUGAUUUUGAUUUUGACGACGAUUCAUUCGAUGCAGUGUCGCAAGAUGCUAAGGAUUUUAUAUCCAGUUUACUUGUACACAGAAAGGAGAAACGUCUAACGGCCAAACAAUGUCUGGAAUCUAAGUGGCUGUCAGACAAGAAUGCAAAUCUGAGCACUGCGAAAAUCUGCACAGACAAAUUGAAGAAGUUUGUCAUUCGAAGAAAAUGGCAGAAAACAGGCAACGCCAUCAGAGCUCUUGGACGAAUGGCUACGUUAUCAGCAAAUUCGCGACGAAAUUCGGCAGCUUCAGCUUCUGUACCUAGCAGUCCACGUCCAUCAAUAACUGGUACUAUUAAUUCGUCAGCCAUUCAACACAUGACAUCACUGAAUGAGGAAGAAGAUAGCCCGGUCGAGAUUGAGAUCGCUAAAAAUCCAACGAUACCAGUAACUGCUGACAUGAAAAGCAAAAACAAAUCGUGUAACGAAAGAAGUGACUCUGGGUUCAGUGAGUGCUCAAACUGUAGCGAAAAAAUUCCAUGUGUUUGUUCGCAUCAAAUCAUCGACAAGAAUCUUAUAAUUACGGAGGAGCAGCAAGUUGACGACGACGACAAUGUAAAGAUCGAUACACAAUUAUCGCAUGACAUUUUACAGUUAAAACUGGAAGAAAUCGCUGAUAUACAGACCGACGAUGAUCAAGGAACUACUGACAGUCAUUCUUCGUCGAUUGCUUCCAUUCCCACUAGUUCAACCAGUCGAAAUGGGAGCGACACCGCGGAAACGAGACAACCAUACACAAUCGGUCUCAGCGAAAUUAAAAUUUCUGUGACCAGCGAGACACCAACGAAGCAAAAUCUUUCGAGGUCUUCGAGUGUAGACGUUCCUACGUCACCGGUGGACAAAGGGCCGAUAAUGCGGUCUGAUUUCACUAAUACAAUUAACAUGAGAAAGCAAUGGCUGGAGCAAAAUUCUCAGAAAGAGAAACCAGCCAUUGGACCGGUAACUCGAACUCUAAUCGAAGGUACAGGUAAGGUAUCAAUGUUGAAACAACGUUUCAGUCUUGAGAAAAUCGAAAGUGGUAACAAGAGAAAGGACAGUAAUGAUAAUACAGUGAGUACAGUUGUGAGAUCUAACCAAUCAAGCAUGACAACGGCUAAUAAUAAGCGUGCUCUUGACGGUUUAAGCAAUUCGUUAACUGAUCAUUCCAAUUCUACAAAAUUAAAUUUAGACGAACGAAAUGCUUAUGCAAAACCGAUUGAAGCGAGAUCGCCAUUACGCUUAGACGGACGAGUGAAGGAGGUGUCGACUCGUUUAACUACAACGCCGACAUCGAAUAAUGAUACGAUAAAACGAAAUGGUGGUGGACGAUCACCGAAUGGUAACAAUAACGAAAGCUUUAAAAAAGCAGCAGCAUUUUGGAAAGGCUAGUCUAAGGUCGAUAUUUUUGAUGCACAAGAUAUUUUCUAUAUAUUUUCUAUAUUUUAUGCCUUUUUCAUUUUUAAUUUUUUGAUUUUUUUUUAUUUUAAUGAGAAACGUUUAAAAAAAAGCGGGAAAACCAAAUUUAUUUUCGUUCUCAUAAAAUGUUCUUAUAAAUGAAAAUGUAAAAUGACGCCAAGUGUCAUAGUAGAAUAUCGUAAAACGUUUUGCUUGUAUUUUAUGACAUAAUUUAUUAAUCAUUUUGAAUUUACGUUUUUAUUAUCCAGCUUUCCGUAUUAGAAUCCCUUUUUUUUCUUAUUGAUUGUUUUAUCGCAAAUUAAGUUUGAUGUUAACUAUAAAAUGUUGGAAAUAUUAAAUGUUUUGCAAACCUUUAAGCCA